AUGGCCGCGCCGCUGCCGCCCGCCGGCCUCCGCUGGUCCCUGCCUGGCGCCGCCGACCACGCCCGCCGCUCCGGCGCGCUGCGCCGACCCGACGCCGGCGCGGCGUUCGCGGGCGCGCUCCACGCAUACCUGCUGCGCAGCGCGCCGCUGUCGCUGCGCGCGCGCAGCGGCGCGCCGCAGGCCGCGGCGGAUCGAGCGCAGCUGGACAGCUUGCUGCGUGAGCUGUUGGAACACGCCGCCGCCGCCGCGUUGGUGCUGGGGCCGCCGGAUGACGGAGACAGUGACAGGCGCGCGCCGCCGCCGCUGGCCGCGGCGUACGCGCGGCCGAUCUUCCCGCCGCUGGACGGCGGGGGCGGGGGCGGCGGGGCGGAAGACGAGGAGGCAUGGGAGGGGCGCGGGGCCAUGGCCUGCUCCGUGGAGCACUGGUGA
Molecule: messenger RNA, 429 nt
Organism: Monoraphidium neglectum
Lineage: Eukaryota; Viridiplantae; Chlorophyta; Chlorophyceae; Sphaeropleales; Selenastraceae
Exons: 1
Coding region: 1-429 (142 amino acids)
Source: RefSeq, a predicted model, not a curated record